AUGCUGGACAUUAAUUUCCUAGUUGUGGAGAAUUCUUUGGGUUUAUUUGAUUUGCUUGGAUGCCAAAUACGCUGGCAUUGGAAAGCCAAUAAUCAAAGCACAUGGCAUAAGUUUGAUGUUGUGGUCCAUACAGAUAUUCCAGAUGUUUCGCAUCCUGAGUUCUUGAGUAUUCGGCCAAAUAGUAGCUCUGAGGAUUGCCAAGCAAAACUUACAAUUGGAUCAAUUGCUAUGUGUUGCUUAUUGACACAGUUAAAUUCUGCAAAUACAUUGAUAAAGAUUGUCCGAGACUUGCUUUCCUCCUUGGUUGGGACUUUUGGAGCUACAAACUCCCCGUUUGCUUGUAUAUCUGAUUCCCUGAACAAACCAACACCUCUGCGGUUGGAUGUGUCCUUGCCCUCAUUUCAAGAUAUUAAGUGGAGCUUAUCACGCUUACUUUAUUUGUUCAACAUGCAACUUGAAAGAAAUGUUGCUACGUCCUUUGUGGUGCUACUUGUGGCUUGCUUCUCAUUUGUUGUCAUUGGAGGUUUCCUGUUUUUCAAGUUCAGGGCUCGUCAGUCUCUGGAGGACUGCUUCUGGGAAGCUUGGGCAUGUCUUUGUUCAUCUUCUACUCAUUUAAGGCAAAAAACACGAGUUGAACGUGUUAUUGGCUUUGUUCUUGCUAUAUGGGGUAUAUUGUUCUACUCUCGGCUACUGAGCACAAUGACAGAACAGUUCAGGAAUAACAUGCAAAGACUCAGGGACGGGGCACAAAUGCAAGUUCUUGAGACAGAUCAUAUCAUUAUUUGUGGAGUUAACAGUCAUCUGACUUUCAUACUAAAGCAGCUUAACAAGUACCAUGAGUUUGCUGUUCGCUUAGGUACUGCAACAGCUAGGAGGCAGAGAAUUCUUCUUAUGUCUGAUCUCCCAAGGAAGCAGAUGGACAAGCUAGCUGACAAUAUUGCCAAAGAUCUUAGCCAUAUUGAUGUCCUCACUAAAAGGUGUGGUAUUAAGUAA
Dovyalis caffra is the source of this 993-nucleotide messenger RNA. The record is from the annotation of a GenBank genome assembly. NCBI's taxonomy places the organism in Eukaryota, Viridiplantae, Streptophyta, Magnoliopsida, Malpighiales, Salicaceae.